AUGAACGACAACGGUCAUCCCGCCGGCCGAGAUCCUGGCCGAGGACGCAACGCCGGCAACAUCGGUCGGAUGCAACACCAAGGCAGACUCCAACAACAAGGUGAUCAUCCAAAUGGCCAUCCCGCCGGCCAAAAUCUCGCCGGACGACUCAACGCCGGCAUCAUCGGUCGUGCUCAAGAAGCCAUGCGAGCAGUUAGGACUCAAUACUAUCAUAUGCAAUUAAACAACCAUCCUGGCGUUCAAAAUUUCGCCGGUGGUCGUGUUCAACAGCCUUUAGGAUACGCCAUCGCCUUAUUACAAUACCAUCAGAUGCAAUUAAACAUCAAUCUUGCGGAGCAACUCAAUGAUGGCAUCAAUGGUGGUAUUCAACACCCUUAUGGAAAUGCAAUUAACCUGCUACAAGACUACAAUAUGCAGUUGAUCAAUGGUGCCGCCCAAUAUUUAGCAGUAUUGUUCAACGCCGACAACAUUGGAGGGCUUCCACCGAGACCUCCUCUUCCUCGUCCACCACCAGGGGUUCCACUGUGGCCUCAUCCUCCUCCACAGGGACUUCCACCGAGACCUCCUCCUCCUCCUCCUCCACCACUAGGGGUUCCACUGUGGCCUCCUCCUCCUCCACAGGGACUUCCACCGAGACCUCCUCCUCCUCCUCCACCACUAGGGGUUCCACUGUGGCCUCCUCCUCCUCCUCCACCGAGGGCUCAACAGAGGCCUCCUGCUCCACCACAGAGGGAUGCUCCUCCUCCUCCUCCUCCUCCUGCUCCACCACAGAGGGAUGCUCCUCCUCCUCCUCCUCCACCACAGAGGGAUGCUCAUCCGUUUCCUCCUCAUCCUCCUCCUCCACCACUAGGGGUUCCACUGGCUCCUCCUCCUCCUUUUCCUCCACCGAGGGCUCCAAUGGCAAGGGUUCCAAGAACUCAGCUUGCUCAACAAGAAGGGCCCUUUCAAGAACCUUUCAUUGCCGGCCAACAGCCUUCUCAGGAGGCUUCCGACGGGGAGUCAUCAAGUGAUAGUCGUCCACCGAUUGCUGGCAGAGGUCAGGUGGAUUCCGGAGUUGGUGGCGGAUGUCGACCACCGGCCAGUAGAAAGAGGCGGGACGGCGCCGAUGAUGAUGAAGGCUCAUCAACUGGAAAACGUGCGAGGCAUCACUCCGGCGAGCCAUCGUCGGCGGUGGCGUAG
Molecule: messenger RNA, 1179 nt
Organism: Dioscorea cayenensis subsp. rotundata (Guinea yam)
Lineage: Eukaryota; Viridiplantae; Streptophyta; Magnoliopsida; Dioscoreales; Dioscoreaceae
Product: formin-like protein 5
Exons: 2
Coding region: 1-1179 (392 amino acids)
Source: RefSeq, a predicted model, not a curated record